Triticum urartu is the source of this 1996-nucleotide messenger RNA. Lineage: Eukaryota; Viridiplantae; Streptophyta; Magnoliopsida; Poales; Poaceae. The record is from RefSeq and is a predicted model, not a curated record.
UCCGGCUAGCCCCCGCCCUACGCCGCCGCAAUCCAGCAACCCUCCCACCCCAUAUGGCACAUGGCAGCCCUCAACCUACGCCGCCGGCACGAUGAGGAGAAGACCAUUGUAAAUACUUCCACAUCUGGCCCUCCUAUCUCCCUCGAUGAUGAAUUCCCGAAGGCCACUGCUAUGGGACCUUUUGCAAGUUCAGGCUGGUCAGACCUCCGCAUCGAUCUCCUCAUCUGGAUACUGCAUCUCCUCGAGCUCCCCGAGGCCCUCGCCUUCCGUGCUGUCUGCUCGUCAUGGCGUUCUGCAUCUGUGGCCGCUGGCAGUGUCCCAUAUCGCCAGACGCCAUGGCUCGUGUCCUUGGUGGAGGAGCCUCUUCCGGCGGUGGAUCAGCAGCGGCGUGUGCGUCGUGGGUUAUGGGAUCCUGCUGCUACUACUGAGCUCCGCAACCUACUGGAUCCUGAUAGAACUUUUCAGGUCAGCUUUCCCAGGGGGCAGGCUGUGGCCUGCUGCGGCGCCUCCAAUGGCUGGUUAAUCAUGGCAAAUGAGCUCUCGGAUCUCGUGCUAUAUAACCCCUUCACCGCGGCGUUGAUCCCGCUCCCGCCAAUCACUGGUUUUGCGUCGUGCAUCGAGGGGGUCUACGGAGACGAAGGGAAGAUCGUGGGCUAUUGUUACGGGUGUUACAUGACGAAACAUGUUCAUGGUGUGCAGUCUCCCGGCAGGUGUUUCUACGACAAGGUUGUGCUGUCCGGUCCUCCGUCCACUUGUUGUGCCGUCGCUCUGGUCAUCCACCUGGACGGCAAGAGGCUCUCUUUUGCGAGGAUAGGAGACAGCCAUUGGCAACAAGUUUCAGUGAUCCAAAGAAGCGGGGAUAGCUUUGCAGAUUGUAUCUACCACCGCGGAAGGUUCUAUGCGGUGACAAUGGAAGGGAUAUUGAAGUCAUGGGACUUUGGUGGACCAGACAAACCGAGGAAGAAGACGGUCAUUGCCGAGGAUGACAACGACAUGUUCGACGACCCAGUUAUCACUAGGUACUUGCUUUCGACACCUUGGGGUCAUCUCCUGCAGGUGCGUGUCUUUCUUGACACGCUCCGUGCAAACAACGUCAGGAUUGAAAUAGACAGGUUGGACCUCAAGAGUCAGACAAGGGUAGCACAGAGCUCAGGGAAAGCUCUACGGGGACAUGCGGCAUUCGUCGGGCAGAAUAGCCCAGGCAUUUUAUCAUCCAAAGAAUUCCCCGACCUAAAACCAAAUUGUAUAUAUUUCACAACUCCUCGCCUCAGAAAGCGCCACCCUUUUGAGAAUCGCCAUAACCAAUGGAGCGGCGUUAAGGUCUAUGACCUGAAAAAACGGACGCUCGAGGCCGCUUUUCCGUCAGGUGGAGGUCAUUAUGGGACCAUCUGUCCAUUGGAAGUCUGGUUCACGCCCAGUCUAGUCUUAUAGACAUGCUGUAACUUGGUGGAAAUCUGCCUCGAGUUGAUGGGAAUCCCCUUCUUUCCGAAAUUGAGUCAUCUGUCUCCAUGAUAAUUUUCUCUUGUUUCUCUUUUGGCUGUUUUCAUGUGUUAGCGUCAUGGAAGAAGGUUGCCAGCAACAGACCUAUACCGUUGCUUCGCUCUUGGUGUUGGUUUUAUUACAUAGUGUAUGUGUUGGAUUGUUUCAGAGAAAAGUGUUGCAUGACAUGUAAAAUGUGAGUUCUGUGUAGCAGAUCAGUGAGUUGUGUGUCACUUGUGUGAAUGCUGGAGACCCAAGAGUCUACUAUUUUGUAGGAGUAGUUGUUUCACAGGUCCUAGUUCAAAAACACAUGUAUCAGGCGACCUGAAUAGAGACCCAGCUCAAUGUAGGUGCCUCAGGAUGCGUGCUUGUUUAAUCCUGAGGAGAUGUUGCUAAUGUAUGUUCUGUUGUGUUCAGGAUGUCUACUUGUUUGAUCCUAUUGUGUUGAGGAUGAUUUCUUUAUGGCUCGAGUGCUUCAUCAAAUCAUGUGGACUGGUCUUUUAGUUUUGAAAAUUUC